AUGUCCGUCAGACAACUCGAAUCCAAGGAUGAAUUUGUUGCCCUCAAGGGGGAGAGCCAACUUAUCGUUGUCGACUAUUUCGCCACCUGGUGCGGUCCAUGCCGAAUGAUCGCCCCGUGGCUCGCCGAGCAAGCCAAGGCCUUCGACGGAAAAGUCAUCUUCGCCAAGGUCGACGUCGACGAGCUGGAAGACGUCGCCGCCGAGCAAAAGAUCCAGGCUAUGCCAACCUUCGAGUUCUUCAAGGGUGGCAACUCCGUCGCCCGCUUCGAAGGUGCCAACAAGGACAAACUCCUCGCCAAGAUCAACGAGCUCCUCUAA
Molecule: messenger RNA, 318 nt
Organism: Oikopleura dioica
Lineage: Eukaryota; Metazoa; Chordata; Appendicularia; Copelata; Oikopleuridae
Source: the annotation of a GenBank genome assembly